Messenger RNA from Penaeus indicus, 1133 nucleotides. RefSeq lists its product as uncharacterized. The coding region runs from base 18 to 452 and encodes 144 amino acids. NCBI's taxonomy places the organism in Eukaryota, Metazoa, Arthropoda, Malacostraca, Decapoda, Penaeidae. The transcript has 2 exons. The record is from RefSeq and is a predicted model, not a curated record.
AAGAGAACACACGCAGUAUGGACGAUCUAGACACGGCAUUAUUAAUAUAUCUGGAAGAUGAGUCGUCCGAAGACGAACGCUUGGAAGAAAGUCAAUUAUUCAAAUGUCGAUCUACAGAGGGUGCAUUUUCAAUUCUGGUUGUUCGUCGUCUCCAUUGCAAUGAAGAAAAAUUUAGAGAAUACUUCCGCUUAACACCAGUUUUGUUUGAUUAUGUUUUGAAUCAUAUAAGAGAUCAAUUGACUUCCAGACCCUAUAAUCGACACAGAAAUCCAAUAUCUUCAGAAGAAAAGCCGUGUCUAUUUUUGAGGUAUCUUGCUACGGGAGAGUCUUUCAGAUCACUUGCUUUCCAGUAUCGGAUAAGCCAUUCAUGGAUAAGUGUCAUUGUGAGAGAAGUUGCUGAGGCCAUUGUCACAGAAAUGUUAGCUUUUAAUCAUACCCUCGCCCACCAGUGAGCAACUAGCCAAUAAUGAAACAAAAUAUGCUUCUAAAUGCAAUUUUCCAAACUGCAUAGGAGCAAUAGAUGGGAAACACGUCAGAAUAAAAGCUCCCUCAAAUAGUGGAUCUUUAUAUUAUAAUUAUAAAGAAUAUUACUCAAUAGUCUUGUUAGCAGUUGUGGAUGCUGAUUGUAAAUUCAGUGCUUUUGAUGUUGGUUCUUAUGGAAGAGAAGGAGACGCUGGUAUAUACCUAAAAAGCAAAAUAGGUCAGAAGAUUAAAGAAAAUACAUUCAAUAUACCAGCUCCAAAACCACUACCAGGGACAGAUAUUGUUGUACCACACGUGAUUGUUGGUGAUGAGGCUUUUGCUCUUCACGAAAAUCUGAUGAAACCCUACCCAAGACAACAAUCUCUUCACGAUCAAUCGAAAGCGAUAUAUAACUAUCGUCUCUCUCGAGCUCGUAGAACAACUGAAAAUGCGUUUGGUAUAUUAUGUGGAUAUUUCAGAAUUUUCUUUCAACCUUUUGCAACUGUUCCUGAAACUACAGACAAAUUGAUCCUAUGUGCCUGUAUAUUACAUAAUAUUUUAAGGGAAGCACGAAUACUUGCUCCAUGUCAAAAACAUGUUGAUGAUGCACUUCUUGUUCCUAUAAUUAUGCAGCACAACAUUAAUAUAAGCAAGAUAUGGUGAUAUUACCC